GAUCGCCUGCGGAGACGACAUCCACCUCUACGACAACCAGAUCAGCCCUGGGCCAGACGCUGACGACUCCGGUUGCGUGUUGCUGAACACGUCAAGACGGUAUGUGAAGCUGAUGAACUUCGAGGAGGAGAUCCGGGCUCACCGGGACCUGGACGACUUCCUGGCCACGGCCACCAUCCUGCUGGACGAGACCGCGGCCUCCCUGGACGACGUCCUGAAGAGAAUGCUGCACCACGUGGGCCAGGACAGCAACGCCUCCGAGCCCAGCUGCAACUUCGAGGAGGUGAUGAGCAUGCUUUUCACGGACGCGGGAGCUCAGGAGGUCAACGUCCACCUGCUGUCAGAGACGAUCCAGGGGGUGACGGCCACCGGCACCGGGAUCCAGUACCAGCAGUCCUGGCUCUGCAUCCUCUGCAACGUGAAGCAUCUCCAGAGGCGUCAUGUGUGCAUCUCCCGCCUGGAGAGGCCACAGAACUGGGGGGAGAACUGCUGCGAGGUCCGCUAUGUCAUCCUGAUCCUGGCUCCACUCAAAAUGAAAAGCACCAAGACGGCGAUAGAGCUGGGCAGGACGUUCGCCACCCUCUUCUCUGACAUCUCCUUCAGGCAGACGCUGCUGGAGACGAAGACGCAGGAGGAGUUUAAGGAGGCGCUGGUGUUCCAGAGGCACCAGCUGACGGCAACCAACCAGCCGCCCAUCGCUCUGGGGAAGGAGGAGACCGAACCCCGCAGUGGCGCUGUCCCCGGCGUGUCGGCGUCGCCUCGGUCUCACCUUCUCCCUCUCGGUCCACAGUGUACGGACUUCUUGAAGGCCGGCCGGGGGAUUUACGAGGACCUCUGCCGCCGACUGCCGUACUACCCCUCUGACUUCACAGACGGAAUCGUCGGCAGUAAUAAAACCCUGCUGAAGUACAUGACCACGGCCAUCUUCCUCUACAUCGCCAUCCUCCUCCCCGCCAUCGCUUUCGGCUCCCUCAAUGACGAGAGCACACGUGGCGAGAUAGAUGUUCGCAAGACCAUGAUCGGCCAGAGCAUCGGCGGGGUCAUCUACUCGCUGUUCGCCGGCUCUCCUCUCGUCAUCCCUCUGACCACAGCUCCCCUCGCCAUCUUCAUCAGCGUGAUACGAGGAAUCUGCGACGACUACAACCUGGACUUCCCGGCUUUCUACGCCUGCAUCGGCCUGUGGAACUGCCUCUUCCUCAUCCUGGCGGGGAUCUUCAACGUCAGUUUGUUCAUGAAGCUCUUUAAAAGGUCGACGGAGGAGGUCAUCGCGCUGUUCAUUUCCAUCGCCUUCGUGGUGGACGCCGUGAAAGGAAUGGUCAAAAUCUUUACCAGGAACUACCACGCCCCGACGCUGGCCAACAGGAGCGUGGACACCUUGCCUCGGGGCGGCGGCGAGCCGCUCGGGGGGAACGGCAGCGACGCGGCGGCGGCCGGGUUCGACCUCAACGCCCUCCCCGAAACCGUCAUCCAUUGCACCCGAGAGAGGCCCCUCCUCUGCCUCCUGCUGAUGCUCGGGACGCUGUGGAUGGGCUACACCCUCUACCAGUUCAAAAGGAGUCCGUUCCUGCAUGCCAAAGUGAGGGAGGUGCUGUCGGACUGCGCCCUGCCGAUCUCGGUGCUCUUGUUCUCCUUCAUCGGCUCCUACGUCUUCAGGGAUAUUGAGCUUCCGGUUUUCAAAGUUCACAACCGACCCGUCUUCAAAGUGGCUCCGUUCGAGCGGCUGUCGGGCCUGAACGUCCUCAGCGCCAUGGGCAUCGGCUUCCUCCUGGCCCUCCUCAUCUUCAUCGACCAGAACAUCGUUGUCUCGCUGACCAACGCGCCGGAAAACAGGUUGCUGAAGGGCACGGCGUAUCACUGGGACCUCAUGCUCUCCGGGCUCAUCAACAUCCUGAUGUCGGUGAUGGGGUUGCCCUGGAUGCACGCCGCCUUCCCCCACUCCACCCUCCAUGUGCGCCAGCUGGCUUUCGUGGAGCAGCGGGUGGAGGGGGGGCACCUCUACGAGACCAUCGUCCAGGUGAAGGAGACCCGGCUGACGUCUCUGACCGCCAACAUCUUCAUCGGCGCGUCGGUGCUGCUGCUGCCGCUGCCGCUGCAGUGGAUCCCCAAACCCGUCCUGUACGGCCUCUUCCUCUACAUCGCCCUCACCUCCAUCGACGGGAACCAGUUGUGCGACCGCAUGGCCCUCCUCCUCAAGGAGCAGACGUCUUACCCGCCCACACACUACAUCCGCAAAGUGCCCCAGAGGAAGAUCCACUUCUUCACCUUCCUGCAGAUGAUGCAGCUGCUGGUGCUCUGCAUGUUCGGCAUGUACCCGAUGCCGUACAUCAAGAUGAUCUUCCCUCUGCUCAUGAUCAUGCUAAUUCCAAUCAGGAACAACGUGCUUCCUCACAUCAUUGAGGCCAAAUACUUGGACAUAAUGGACGCCCAACACAUGUAGCUACAGAUGGAGACGAGUUCUGGAUCUACAAAUAGACGUCUGGAAUUCAAGAGAAAUGUAAAAAAAAGGGAUAAAGAAAAGAAAUGAGGAUUUAAAAAACAACAACAACAUAUUUUUCAAUGCAAAACUGUACGAAAGCAAAAAGGAGAAAAUAACGACUGCUUUGAUUUCCAUAUCUGAUCAGAAGAUUCUUACAGGUGACGCACUGGAAAUGGUGGGAAGUCGCGUGAGACAGAGAGAUGAGGGCCGUGUGGGAAAUAUUUCCAACCGUGGACCGACUGCAUCUCUCUGGGGGAAAAUUCUACCGGGAAAAAAAAUUAGAUAAAUAACA
Messenger RNA from Pseudoliparis swirei, 2768 nucleotides. RefSeq names its product solute carrier family 4 member 11 (gene slc4a11). NCBI's taxonomy places the organism in Eukaryota, Metazoa, Chordata, Actinopteri, Perciformes, Liparidae. Gene Ontology annotation, biological process: monoatomic ion homeostasis; monoatomic anion transport; transmembrane transport. The record is from RefSeq and is a predicted model, not a curated record. Gene Ontology annotation, molecular function: solute:inorganic anion antiporter activity. Bases 113 to 2437 code for a protein of 774 amino acids. The transcript is spliced from 18 exons. Gene Ontology annotation, cellular component: plasma membrane; basolateral plasma membrane.